AUGACCAUCGACGACCACCCUCCCGAAAUAGAGACCCGCCGGUCUUCGUGCAACGACCUCGAAGCCCCGACUGAAGAACGACCGCUUCUAGAAAACGACGCAGGCGUGGCUUGGAAACCCCCAAAAGGGUUUCUUUGGAUUGAAAUUGCCAUCUUCACCAACGUUUUCCUGGCUGGAUUCGAUGGAACAAUCACGGCCUCGACGUAUGCACUUAUCAGCUCCGAGUUCAUUGCGGCAAACACGGCCUCCUGGUUGACGACCUCGUACCUGAUCACAAGCACCGCCUUUCAGCCGGUAUACGGCCGGAUGUCCGAUAUCUUUGGGCGAAAGCCGUGUUUUUACACCUGCACGAUCUCGUUUCUACUGGGUUGCCUUGGUUGUGCGAUUGCUAGGGAUAUUUUCCUGUUGAAUAUCAUGCGAGCUCUCACAGGCAUUGGGGGAGGUGGCCUUAUGACCAUGGCGACUGUCAUCAAUUCCGACUUGAUCCCGUUCCAUAGGCGUGGGAUGUAUCAGGCUGCCCAGAAUGUUCUCCACGGCUUUGGUUCUAUCUGCGGUGCUUCAUUCGGCGGCGCCAUCGCAGACACCAUCGGUUGGCGAUGGUGCUUUCUACUACAAGUCCCGGUCGCCCUCUUUGCCCUCGUCGUUGGCAAGUUCGUCAUCACCCUCCCGCAUAGGGAGGCCCCAGGGUCGGGAAUCCAGAGCUUGUGGCAGAAAGUAGACAUAAUGGGAUCAUUGCUUCUUAUCCUCGGACUUUCUGUACAACUCGUGGGUCUUAGCCUAGGGGGGAAUGAGCUGCCGUGGAGCAAUCCAUGGAUUAUUGCUUCUCUUGUUGGAAGUUCUGCGUUGCUGGCGUUGUUUAUCGUGACCGAAGCCAAAACCACUGCUGCUCCCGUUAUUCCCCUCCGAAUGCUGCGAGGCGUGCAGCCCAUUUGCAUUCAAAUUGCGAAUGUGUGUGUUGGUGCUGCAGCUUACGCUUUCUUGUUCAACCUCCCGCUUUUUUUCCAGGUGGUUCUUUUGGACUCUGCUAGCAAAGCCGGUGCGAGGCUGAUCAUCCCUUCUCUGGCAACACCCGUGGGAGGUCUUAUCGCCGGCAUCGUCAUGUCACGCUGGGGCAAGCUGGCGCAGAUUGUUCGAGCCGGCGCUUUUCUGAUGUUCCUGGGAAACCUCCUAGUCAUGCUACUCAGCUUUCGCGAUGCCGGCUGGAAAUACUUUGUGUAUGUCUUUCCCGCCAAUCUAGGGCAAGGAAUGGUAUACCCUGGGAUUCUAUUUAGCUUCAUGGCUGCUUUCGAGCAUGGCGAUCACGCCGUUUCAGCGUCAACCGUCUAUCUCAUCCGCUCCUUGGGCACCGUAUGGGGUGUAGCUGUGACAUCAGCCAUCGUGCAGAAUACAUUAAACUCAGGCCUUGCAAAGGCCUUGAGUGGAAUACCAGAUAAAUGGAAAGUGAUUGAUGAAAUUAGACAUUCCGUUUCGGCGAUAUACGACCUGCCUCCCGAUAUCCAGAUGGCAGCUCGCCUGGUGUACUUUGAAGGAAUCCGCAGGUCAUUUGCCCUGUCGGCCCUGCUAGGUGCAAUCGCAACAGUCGCGGCUCUGUUUGUCAAGAGCAAGGGCUUGCAGCGACCCGGCGGUGAAACGUAG
Messenger RNA from Talaromyces rugulosus, 1635 nucleotides. RefSeq lists its product as uncharacterized. Gene Ontology annotation, biological process: transmembrane transport; basic amino acid transport. The transcript is spliced from 6 exons. The record is from RefSeq and is a predicted model, not a curated record. Gene Ontology annotation, cellular component: fungal-type vacuole membrane. Gene Ontology annotation, molecular function: basic amino acid transmembrane transporter activity. NCBI's taxonomy places the organism in Eukaryota, Fungi, Ascomycota, Eurotiomycetes, Eurotiales, Trichocomaceae. The coding region runs from base 1 to 1635 and encodes 544 amino acids.